AUGCAGUCAACAGCACUCCCUCCUAGCUCACAAAUGAUGGGUCCAUUCAUGCAACCUAUGAACACCCAGGUUUACUCACCUUCUAUCCCUAUGAUGCAGACCAUGGGACACAACUUGAUUAACCAACAGAUGCUGUAUGGUCAUGGACAGCAACAGUAUCUCAGGGGUCAGCGGAUAGGCCUUCACCAUCAAUUUAAUCAGCAGGCAAAGCUUGGUGAGAUCGAACAGCAUAAAAAGGACUACCUCGAAGUCGCCGCUGUUGCAUCUGCACUUGGUAACCGUGUCGCAGCCCUUGAAAAUCUUCCUUUCAAGGUUCUUGCCCAUGAUCAAAAGCCGCAUCAAUACGGAGUAGUAAGACUUUCGAAUCUACCCUACUCUGUCACAAGACAUGAAAUCCACCAACUUUUGGGUCGCCAUGCUUGUGUGCUUGGUCCUGAGCUAGGCGGAGGUGUCCAUAUCAUAAUGGAACGUUCAACUGCAAAGACCAUGGAUGCAUUCGUCGAGUUUGAAACACAGAAGGACGCUGAGUCUACUGUACGCCGUCUUAGUUUCACCGAAUCUGGUCGUUAUGCUCGUUUGGGCACUCGCCAUGUUGACGUUUCCCUCAGCUCUCAAGAUGAGUUGCUUCGAGAUAUAUUUCCUCGGGCAAAAUGUGUCGAAUGGCGUGGCGGUAAUCCUCUAUUGCUUGAGAAUACUGAUCCUUAUUCCGCUGGGUUCCAAGGGUUUCUCACCAAGGAGGAAAUUCGAGGCCUCAUUACUCAUGCUGAGAAUCCUGGGCGUUCCCCUUUCACAGAACGCUGCCGUCAGCGCACAUAUGAAUCCUUGAUUUCUACUCUCUGGAAGUACCCUUGGAAUGCCUCCACUAUGUACACGGUCGAAGAUCGUGAUGAUCUCUAUCAAGCCGCCGUUCACCAAAUGUUGGAAUUGUGUGAGAAGGCAAAGCAGCGCCGAUUUCUUGGACUUAAUGAGGCCUUGUUACAUGACCUUCUUCGUGCAGGACUUAGCUGCCCAGCUUUCAAUGAGCGCCAGAAAUUUUGUCUUAUCACGGCUUCCGAACUAACUCCUCUACAGCCCAUAACUCAUUGGAAGCAAAUUGAAUCCUGGCCCUUCGACUGCUUGGCCAAACAACCUACGGCAACUGAGUAUGAAAUCAUGUACUACUCCCAGCUUAUUCGUAAGGGACUUGGUGUCUACGGCCAGAGGGAGCUAAUUGUUCCGAACAACUAUUGCAACCGCUAUCAUCACAAGAACGAAUCUCCUUGGGGUUGCUUGUGGAUCGAGUGGAAUCUUCACAACAAGGAAAUGAUGUUCAAAGCUGCUGCCCAGCUUGAGCUUCAUGUUGUACAAGAGAUACUUCAUGCUGCCCUGCAAGAUGGCUAUAAUACUCAGCGUCAGCCUCAAGCUUUAAUGCCUUGCGCUUCACCACAGAAAUUUCUACAAAAGUCGGAGGUCAUACCUAAUCAGAUUGAGUCAAACCAGUCUUCCGUGGACCACAACUGGUCUCUCCCAACAGCUUGGGCGGAAGAGACCGCUAAGCGUGCUAUUAUCAAUACAGAGACACCUUCUCGUCGUUCUCGUGUCAGCGGCUCUAUUAGUGCUGUUUCUGAGAAUGGCAGUUUUGUCAACUCAACCAACGGUGGAUUCCGAUCGAACAGCAGCUCCACUGCUUUCUCCGGUACAAACAGCCUAAAUGCCUCGACUAAUAGCAGUUUCACCACUGCUGACAGUGAUAAAAAGCCCGUAUCUCAGAACCCACAACCUCACAAGCAAAUCGGACAGCUAAGUUCUAGCGAACCUGGUGAACGUGUAUUUCCUGACACUGCUAUUCCACGACGCCAGCAUAGCCUGUCCAUGUCAUCUGUUGCGGUAGGGGCUAUUCCAAGCAAAGUUUUCGAGAAUGACAGCCGCAGUUCCGGUCACUCACGCCGUGGAGAAAGCAUCUCAAUCCCGGCUUACAUGAAUGUUCACAGCGGCGGUAAACCCGUCGAGCAAUAUUCAUGGGUUGCACCUUACUCCGCUUCUGAAUCGCCAUCAACAACUCGCAUCGUGUCAUAUCCAACUGAUAAAACUACAGCUGAUAUCGACAACAUCACCAACCUGAUGGCGCGCCACAAUAUUUUGCCAAGUGUGCCAUCCAAAGUGGCUGCCAAAACCCCACCAAGCCCAUCUGGUGCGUUGAAUCGCAAUCGCUUUAGCAGUCGCCAUACUUCGGUAUCUUCUCUAGCUAGUCACCACAAUCGUCUCGCAUCCGUAUCUGAAGACGAUGAGGAUGUCUUUAGAAAGAGAAUGCUUGAUGCCAAAAUGUGA
Molecule: messenger RNA, 2307 nt
Organism: Talaromyces proteolyticus
Lineage: Eukaryota; Fungi; Ascomycota; Eurotiomycetes; Eurotiales; Trichocomaceae
Exons: 5
Coding region: 1-2307 (768 amino acids)
Molecular function (GO): RNA binding
Source: RefSeq, a predicted model, not a curated record